AUGUCACAGCCCAGCCAGAACGAGGGCCAGAGCCAGAGCCAGGGCCAGGACCAGAGCCUCCCUCCCGAUCCUUCCCCGCCGCUGCUCAACCCAGACGACCAGGAUUAUCUGCGCGGCACAUGGAAUAGAUCGCCUCAUCCAUAUCACCACGCGAGCCCCGGCAUUCCCCAUGCUUCCGACCGCCUGAAUCCGACGACGUCAUCCUCCCCCCCUCACCAGCACCCUACCUCGAUCGAGUUUACGAAGCCGUCGGCUCCGUCGAAUAAUCACCGGCUCAACAUCAAGGACUCCUCGCCCGCCAGCGAGAGCGGUACGGAAGCAGACGAUGAGCACUUUCUCAAGGGCCUGCCCGCCUCGCGCACGAAGCUGCACAAGGGUCUGCGCAGUCGCGCCGGCGAAUACCUCUCCAGGUCGCCGUCGCCGCUGCCGUCGCCGUCCGCAGCAGACGGCCACGGGUCCGGACUCGCGGGGGGGAGGGCGCGGUCCCGCAAUUCACGCGGCCACGGCGGGAGGGGCUCCCUGCUGACCAUGCUGCGUCGUCACAAGGCCCUCUCGCAGCGUGCCGCUGAGCUGGCCAAUGUCGUGGCCCUGGGCCUCAUGGUCCGGUCCAACCGUCAGGUUGCGCCGCUGCUCACCGUCUGGGGGAGGGACUACGAGCUGCUGAGCCUGAUGUACGCCGGCCUUCUGGCCCUCUACCCCCUGCGCGUCAUCGUCUGGGCUUAUCGGAGGGGGAGCCCCUCCACGGCCGUGCCCCUCAGGAUACCGCCCGACGCGGAUCCGGCGCCGAUCCUCUACCCGCCCGUCAUCACGAGCUUCGUCUCGCUGCUCGUCGCCACCGAUAACCCGGCCGUCAUCCUGCCCAACGUCGUCCUCAGCAUCUGCUCCUUCCCGCAGAGCCUGGUGCCCCGCUUCGAGCUGGACACGUACCACUCCGUCCACUGGGCCCUGUCGUGCCUCCCGCUCGUGUGGGCCGGCGCCGCGUCCCAGCACCGCAGCGCCCACGCCGUCGCCUCAACCGCCCACGCUUACCUGACCGACGAGGACAUGACGCUCCUCUACCCGCUCCACCAGACGCUCUGCGCAGUCCUGCACCGUCUCACGACCACGAGUCUGUUGACGGCAGAGCUGCAGCUCUUCUCCGUCUCCCUCGUCAACCUCCUCACCCUCGCCUCGUCCCCCCAGGCCAAGGUGCUCAAGUCGCUCCUCUGGAUGGGUGGGAUGGGCAUCCUCGUCCUGUGCGGGCCUGUCAUCCGCGCCGGCAUCGACCUCGCUCGCGUGCCCAAGUGGCGCUUCCGCAGAGUCUCUGCACACCGCAAGCAGCUUCCUGUCUGGAAGGAGCUGGUUAGGGAGUUCUCCUGGAAGCGCAUCAAGAGCGGGCUCUUCUCGUCAGGCGACGACCCCUAUUCCGAUGUCCCCGACGAGUCGCCCGCGUCGUCGGACAGCAACAGCAACGGCGACGGUCCCCGCGGUCCCCGCCGCCGCCCGUCGUCCUCCCGCGGCCCUAAGCGCGUGCAGACGACAGGGACGGCCGGUCUCGAGUCGGACGCUACGAAGAGCCUCCAGCGUGAAUCCUGGCCAUCCGAGCCUAGCAGCCUCCCGCGUAGCCAGACGCUCUCGUACACGUCGCAGCACCACCGCAGAGGCUCGCGCACCCCCUCAGGCCGCAGGCGGCGCGCCAUGUCGUCGUCACUCCGCCCGAUUGUAAAGCUCACGUACACCCAGGCUACGAUCCGCAAGUGGCUGUACGCGCUGUACGUCUACGCCGUGAUGAUCUUCGUCAUCCUCGCCGGCGUCCGCACGCACAUGGAGGUUGCCGCCUUCCGCGGCAGGGACCCCAUAGGCUGGGGCCUGGGAUACAUGCUGGGCGACCUGUCCUGGUUCCGCUUCGAGGUGGUCGGCGCCAACCUGGAGAGGUGGAUCUGCCUGCCGUCGCGGGCCAGGAAGCAGGAGUGCAGGAUGGGAUGGGUGCAGCACCUCCGGCAGGACGACUUUGGCGAGGCCAACACGCGUCUCCUCGUCUCGGGAUACUGGAUCUGCGUCCUCGUGGUGGGACUGCUGACCGUCUUCCGCCUGGGCACCGUCUACGAGGUCGACACACGCCGCAAAGUCUUCCACUUCACAAUGGUCGGCAUGCUGCUCCCCGCGACGUUUGUCGAUCCGGCCUUCGCGGCGCUGGCCCUGUCCCUGGCGCUGGCCGUGUUCCUGCUCCUCGACCUACUCCGGGCGAGCCAGCUGCCGCCUCUGUCGAAGCCCAUCGCCUCGUUUCUGGCACCCUACGUCGACGGCCGGGACUUCCGCGGCCCGGUCGUGAUAUCCCACAUCUUCCUCCUGGUAGGCUGCGCCGUGCCGCUGUGGCUCGCGCUGGCGACCCUACCGCGCUCCGGGGCGGGCUGCUCCCGCGGGUGGGAGCUCCCCUCGCGCGAGGUGAGCAUGGUGUCCGGCGUGGUCUGCGUCGGGCUCGGCGACGCGGCGGCAUCGCUCAUCGGCCGCCGCUACGGCCACAGGAAGUGGCUCUGGGGCGGGGGGAAGAGCCUGGAGGGCAGCCUGGCCUUUGCCCUCGCCGUGGCUGCGGGGCUGGCCUUUGCGCGCGCCUGGCUGGCCCUGGGCGCUUGGCCCGCCUCGCAGACGCAGACGGCCACGCAGGACGCCUUGGACACGGGGAGGAACGUCGCCGCCUGCGCGUCCAUGGCUAGCCUGACCGAGGCGGUGCUCACGGGCGGUAACGACAAUGUCAUCGUGCCGGUUGUCCUGUGGACGUGUGUCAAGAGUUUGGCGAUAUGA
Molecule: messenger RNA, 2781 nt
Organism: Geosmithia morbida
Lineage: Eukaryota; Fungi; Ascomycota; Sordariomycetes; Hypocreales; Bionectriaceae
Product: Dolichol kinase
Exons: 1
Coding region: 1-2781 (926 amino acids)
Biological process (GO): dolichyl monophosphate biosynthetic process
Cellular component (GO): endoplasmic reticulum membrane
Molecular function (GO): dolichol kinase activity
Source: RefSeq, a predicted model, not a curated record